AUGUCGGACAAUGUGAGGAACAUUAUAGACAUUUUGGAACUGUUAGAAGUGGACAUUAAUAGGAAGGCUGUUUUAAUUUUUGUGGACGCGGAGAAAGCCUUUGACAAUAUUGGUUGGAGUUUUAUGAAGAAGAAUCUCCAAGGGAUGGGGGUAGGUCAAGGGUUUGAAAAUGGUAUAGGUGCAAUAUACUCUAAACAAAAAGCAAAGUUAAUUGUAAACAAUGUGGUAACGGAAGAAAUACCUAUAGAAAAAGGUACACGACAGGGGUGCCCAAUAUCCCCUCUAUUGUUUAUAUUAGUCCUGGAGGUUUUGUUAAAUAUGAUUAGAGGAGACCAGUUGGUUAAAGGAGUACAAGUCGGAGCCAAACAGUACAAGUUAAGGGCAUUUGCAGAUGACCUAGUAUUGACCUUGCAACAGCCAGAUACUAGUACUAAAAGAGUAUUAGAACUAAUUGAGAUAUUUGGUCAAGUAGCAGGAUUUAAACUGAACAAACAGAAAACGAAAGUGUUGGAUAAAAAUUUAACAUUGGCCGAAAAAGAGAAGUUUCAGAAUGAAACAGGACUAGUGAUAACGAAAAAAGUAAAGUACCUGGGGGUAAACUUAACAUCUAAGAAUGUGAAUUUAUUUAAGGACAAUUAUGAUAAAUGUUGGACAGAGGUAAAGAAGGAUCUAGAAAUAUGGUCAAGGUUGAAACUUUCUUUGUUAGGCCGAAUUGCUGUUAUCAAGAUGAAUGUAUUGCCUAGAAUGUUGUUUUUAUUCCAGACAUUGCAGAUUUUGGACAAGAUGGACUGUUUCAAGAAGUGGCAGAAAGAUAUAUCUAAAUUUGUCUGGCAGGGCAAAAAGCCCAGAAUAAAAUUUAAGAAUCUAACUGAUGCUAAAGAUAGAGGGGGGUUUGCCCUGCCGGACUUAAGACUCUACUAUGAAUCGGCGGCUUUCUGCUGGUUGAAACAGUGGCUACUUCUUGAGAAUACAGAUAUUUUGGAUCUAGAAGGGUUUGAUAAUAGAUUUGGUUGGCAUGCAUAUAUAUGGUAUGAUAAGGUAAAACAGCAUAAAGGUUUCAAAAACCAUAUUGUUAGGAAAGCAUUAUACAAUGUUUGGAUGCGGUAUAAAGAUCUAUUGGAAAGUAAAACUCCCAGGUGGUUGUCACCAAUGGAAGCUAAAGAGGUGAAAAAACUUAAUAUGGAGUCUAAAUGGCCAAAAUAUUGUGAAAUUCUAGAACAAGAUGGGGAAAAAGUUAAAUUACAGAGCUAUGAGAAAUUAAAGUCCAAAGUGCGAGAUUGGUUGCACUACCUUCAGAUAAACGAGACAUUUAAACAGGACAGGAAAAUAGGUUUCCAGAUGGAGAGGUCAAAAUUGGAAACAGAACUGUUAGAACCCAAUACUAAGAAUCUGUCGAGAAUGUAUAAUCUGCUGUUGAAAUGGAACACACAGGAUGAAACGGUGAAAUCAGCUAUGAUAAAAUGGGCACAAGAUAUCGGUCAUAACAUUAUGUUUGCUGACUGGGAACAGUUGUGGACCACCGGUAUUAAAUUUACGGCAUGUAAUGCCUUAAGAGAAAACAUUAUGAAAAUGAUGUAUAGGUGGUACAUGACCCCAGUCAAGCUUGCAAAAAUUUAUCAUCUGCCCAAUAACAAAUGUUGGAAAUGUAAUGAGACUGAAGGUACUUUUUAUCACCUUUGGUGGACCUGCCCGAGGAUAAAAGCUUUUUGGGAAAUGAUCUAUAAUGAAAUUAAGAAGGUUCUUAAAUGGACCUUCCCUAAAAAACCAGAGGCUUUUCUCUUGGGCAUUGUCGGCCAAUUGGUGAGAAGGAAGGACAGGACGUUUUUAUGUAUGCGACAACAGCAGCAAGGAUUCUUCUAG
Messenger RNA from Podarcis lilfordi (Lilford's wall lizard), 1860 nucleotides. Lineage: Eukaryota; Metazoa; Chordata; Lepidosauria; Squamata; Lacertidae. The record is from the annotation of a GenBank genome assembly.